This is a messenger RNA of Cylindrotheca closterium, 684 nucleotides long. The record is from the annotation of a GenBank genome assembly. Lineage: Eukaryota; Bacillariophyta; Bacillariophyceae; Bacillariales; Bacillariaceae.
AUGAAGUUCAUCUCUGCCCUCUUCUUCGCCGCUGCCGCCAUCGCCCCUGUCACUGCUGACACUGGAAAGGAAGAACCUGCUGCCUCUAUCAUUGAUCUUGCUGCUGCCGAUGGAAAGUACGGAACUCUUCUCAGUGCCGUCACCAACACUCCAGGAGUUUUGGAUGCCGUUGUUGCCAACUUCCCAGUCACCAUCUUUGGACCCACCGAUGCUGCUUUCGCUGCCAUUGCUGACACUGUUGCCGGACUUGACGAGGCCACCCUUGCCACUGUCCUUGCUGGACACGUUGUAGCGGGUGUUUACACCGCCGAAGACCUCAUUACAGCUGGAUGUCUUGAGCUCAUGACUCUUGCAGGAAGCAACGUUCGUGUUUUGGUCAGCAACGGCAUGGUCAUGGUCAACGACUCUACUGUCAUCCAACCCGAUAUCAUUGGAGAGGGAGGAGUCAUUCACGGAAUUGACACUGUCAUUCUUCCAGGAACUUUCAUGCCAUGUCCAGCUCCUGCUACCCCCGCUGUUCCUGCCACACCAGGUACCCCAGCUAUGCCAACCAUGCCAACCAUGAUGGGCAAGGGCGGAAAGGGAAGCAAAAAGACCUCGUCUGGAAAGGGUGGAAAGGGAUCCUCAAGCAAGAAGUCGUCCUCGUCAUCUUCUUCCGGAAAGGGAUCUGGAAAGGGUCAUUAA